Molecule: messenger RNA, 1002 nt
Organism: Stereum hirsutum FP-91666 SS1
Lineage: Eukaryota; Fungi; Basidiomycota; Agaricomycetes; Russulales; Stereaceae
Exons: 6
Coding region: 1-1002 (333 amino acids)
Biological process (GO): protein import into peroxisome matrix
Cellular component (GO): peroxisomal membrane
Molecular function (GO): zinc ion binding
Source: RefSeq, a predicted model, not a curated record
AUGUCACAUAUACCGUCACUUCCAGCAGCCCAGAAAGCUCAAAUUAUUCGCGCGCACCAAAGGGACUUUAUACACGUCUCUUCACUGAAAGAGCAGAUUGAGAACGUUCUUCGUGCUUGGCUGGGAACGCGUUGGCUUACGAGGUAUGACAAGGAGGUCGAGUUGGUUGUGAAGGUUUUGUACUAUGGGUUGACGACAGGUCGCGCCAUUCAAACCCUCGGCGAAGAAUACACAGGCAUAUGGUCUCAUCCAGCGCGUACCCGCAUCCAUUACAUCCGUGCCCUCCUCGUCCUCCUCCCCGCACUCCCUGCAUACCUCCUCGCUCGGUUAGGACCAACAUUAACAUCUCGAAGUGAACGAUUGAAGAGCAUGUUGAAGGGCGCUGUAAACGCGUUGGAAGUGUUCAGCGAGUUGAACCUUGCGGUGUUUUAUUUGAGAGGAACGUAUUAUGAGGGUGUGAGGCGGAUGCUUCGUAUCAGACAUGUGGCUGCGGUGCCGGAGGAUCCUCAUUCAAGGCCACCAUCUUAUUCACUUCUCGGAGUUUUGAUCAUCGUUCGCCUGCUUUACCGACUCGUAAUCUUCCUACGAACACGCGCACGCGCACCACCCUCUCUCACAUCUUCAUCCUCAGAAAACGGGAAAUCGCCAAUAUCUACCUCAUCCUCAUACCGAGAACACCAACAUUCGCAACAACUCGAAAUCCACAUCGACGGCCGGCCCAUCUCCUCACUCCUCGAAGUCGUCGAUCCCGAAUCCGCCCCGGCACUACCAGCCGAAGAGGAUGAGCUGACGAUCUUGGACGUGGGAAGCAUACCGGAAGAAGUGAGGGCUGGGAGGAAUUGUACGCUUUGUUUAGAGGAGAGGACGGCGAGCGCGGCGACGGAGUGUGGGCAUCUGUUUUGUUGGAGUUGUGUUUAUGGGUGGGGGAGAGAGAAAUCGGAGUGUCCGCUUUGUAGGCAGUCGUUGGAUUUGACGAGGUUGUUACCUGUAUACAACUUGUAG